This is a messenger RNA of Pseudomassariella vexata, 741 nucleotides long. RefSeq lists its product as uncharacterized. Gene Ontology annotation, molecular function: DNA-binding transcription factor activity, RNA polymerase II-specific; RNA polymerase II cis-regulatory region sequence-specific DNA binding. Gene Ontology annotation, biological process: regulation of transcription by RNA polymerase II. The transcript has 3 exons. Lineage: Eukaryota; Fungi; Ascomycota; Sordariomycetes; Amphisphaeriales; Pseudomassariaceae. The record is from RefSeq and is a predicted model, not a curated record. The coding region runs from base 1 to 741 and encodes 246 amino acids. Gene Ontology annotation, cellular component: nucleus.
AUGCCUGAUACAGCUGACACCAGUCCCAAAACGCCAGAGCCGGACGACUGUCUCAAAAGCCCAAAUUGCGCUGACCAGCAACAUACUUGCCGGUGGAUCGUGAGCGACGAAGGAGCGAAGCAUGAGCAUUUGUGUAGCCGGUCGUUCAGCACCCCUAUCGAUCUGGAUAAGCAUCUCCGUGAAGAUCACCUUGCCCACAUGUCCAGCAAGACCAAAUACAAGUGUUUGUGGAAGGGCUGUGUCCGAAAGGACCACCAGGAAUUCGCAUCUAGGAAUAAGCUGCGCCGUCAUCUCUCGACCCAUACUUCUUACAAGCCAUUCGAGUGUAAACAGUGCGGAGAGGGCUUCUCGGCUCAACAGGCUCUGGACCAACAUAUCCGAAUACACACGGGAGACAAGCCUUACGUAUGCGACGUAGAAGGCUGUGAUAAGGCAUUCAAACAGAAAAGCGCGUUAACAAUGCACAAGCGAACCCACACGGGAGAGAAACCAUUGGUAUGUGAAUACUGCGGGAAGCGGUUCUGCGAGUCGUCCAACCUGUCAAAACAUCGCAAGAUCCACAACCCAGUCUAUAAGCACAAAUGCACAGAACCUGGGUGUGGCAAGGAAUUCAUCCGCCUCGACCAAUUGAGGCGGCACACGGAAAAGCACGAGAGACAGAGGAAAAAGACGAAGGAUCGUCUUCAGCGGGCUACGCCGCCUGAGUUGUCAAUCCAAGUAGAACCGUUAUAUAUCAUAUGA